Messenger RNA from Phialemonium atrogriseum, 4475 nucleotides. RefSeq names its product dynein associated protein-domain-containing protein. NCBI's taxonomy places the organism in Eukaryota, Fungi, Ascomycota, Sordariomycetes, Cephalothecales, Cephalothecaceae. The record is from RefSeq and is a predicted model, not a curated record. Gene Ontology annotation, biological process: nuclear migration involved in conjugation with cellular fusion; cytoplasmic microtubule organization; establishment of mitotic spindle orientation. Gene Ontology annotation, cellular component: microtubule plus-end; microtubule associated complex; cell tip. The coding region runs from base 303 to 4334 and encodes 1343 amino acids. The transcript has 2 exons. Gene Ontology annotation, molecular function: microtubule plus-end binding.
CCUAUUUCAAUCUGUCCAUGACUUCUCCCUGUCCUACUGGAUAGCAUCUGCUGCAAACGCAUUACGAAGGUAGUCAUCUGUAGGAAAAGGUAAUCAGCAUUAUAGGGGAGGAGUAUCCCUGCCGUGAUGCCAUCGUACUCUGUCUGAUUUGCCUGAUAUCUUAGGCGCAUAUUUGUAUGUGCUAAGAUUACGUGAGUUCUAGGUAUGUAACCCCUGGCUCCGGCGCGUUUACCAGCCGCGUUCCAUCAUCCACGACCUUGGAACAAAGACAACCAUGCUUCCCUUCAGCUAAUCUGCCCACAAUGUCGGACUUAGUUGUAGGGCAGACCGUCAGGCUCAAUGAUGGCCGCAUAGGCAUCAACAGAUUUGUAGGACCAACCCAGUUCGCUCCUGGCGAAUGGGUCGGGGUCGAGCUGGAGGAGGACACGGGAAAGAACGACGGCAGUGUCCAGGGCGAGCGCUACUUCGACUGUCCCAUGGGUCAUGGCAUGUUCGUGAGGCCCGUAACCGUCACCGUACUCGCCCAGCCGCCCGUCGCACCGAAGCCUGCCGCAGCCGGCGUUGCUACUCGGAAAGGAGGCCGGCCUAGCAGCAUGUUUACCACAGGAACAACCCGCGGCUCAGGCUCCAAUGAUCCGGCCUUGGGCAAGAGGAUGAGCUUGAAUGCUCCCAGCCCGAGCCCUGUCCCACGAACGUCUCGUCCUUCUAGUAUUGCACGAUCUCCCACGAAAUCCCCGACGAAACAGAUAGCGACGGCUACCUCUAGCGGUUCUACCUCUCGAACCGGCACCCCGUCGAAUGCUCGCGUCUCCUCCGCGGGAAUAAAACCGCGACCGUCCAUCGGAGCGGGCCGUCCAUCGAUGGGACCGCCGGGAGCCCCCGCCUCUAGAACCACACGACAACCGUCUGUCUCGUCCACCACCUCAAGAACAAGUGCCGCCUCAUCACGCCCUCUCAGUGGACGCUUGUCGUUAGCACCCGCGAGACCUCCGCUCCGGCCGGACGCUGCUAAGAACACGCCGACCGGAUCCCGGUCAAGUAAUGACAAUGGGCCGGCUGCGCGAGGUGCGCGGAGGGCCAUUAGCUCGCCUCAGAAGAGCGACGACGACAUACUCUCCCCCCGGCCGACCAACCCAGUCCAGGCAAAGACUAUGGCCCUCGAGAGGCUUACCAGCGCAUCUCCAACGACGACCAGAACAAGGGCACCCCCUCCCACGACAGCACCGAGGCCCGCAGCUAGCAAUUCGGCGGCAGCUAGGGAGGUUGAGGAUCUCAAGGCCAAGCUUCGUGUCCUGGAGCGGAAGAGGAUAGAAGAUCGUGACAAGCUAAAGAAUAUGGAGAAGAUACAAGCAGAACGCGACAAAUUUGAGUCUAUCAUACAGAAGAUACAGGCCAAGUAUCAACCGCAACAACAAGAGAACAACGAGCUUAAGAAAAUGCUGAAGGAGGCCGAGGCGAGGCUUGAGUCUAUCGAGGCAAUACAAGCUGAGCACGACAGUGCUAUGGAAUUGGCGACCCUGGAUCGUGAAAUGGCAGAGGAAACAGCCGAAGUCCUCAAGGUCGAAGUCGAGGCACUAAAGCAGAAGUCGGAAGAACUGGAGCUCGAGGUCGAAAUCUUGCGCGAGGAGAAUGCCGAGUUUACCAACGGCAUGAGCCCCGAAGAGAGAGCCAGUACCGGAUGGUUGCAAAUGGAGAGGAACAACGAUCGGCUACGGGAGGCUCUUUUACGACUCCGGGACCUAACGCAACAGCAAGAGGAGGAACUGAGGGAUCAAAUCAAGAGCCUGGAAGACGAUGUACAGGAGUUCGGAGUGCUGAAGGAGCAAUACGAUCUCUCCAGGGAAAACUUAUCCCAGGCAGAGGCCACGGUUGAGGAUCUCCGGCAACAACUAGACACCGCGCUGGGCGCCGAAGACAUGAUCGAGGAUCUCACCGAGCGAAACAUGAGCCAGGCCGAACAGAUCGAGGAGCUGAAGGCCGUGAUUGAGGACCUUGAGAAUCUCAAGGAGAUCAACGACGAGCUGGAGAUAAACCACGUCCAGAAUGAGAAGGAGAUGCAGGAAGAGCUCGACUUCAAGGACAGCGUUAUCGCGGAGCAAGCGCGGAGGGCAGGCCAGCAGGAUGAGUCCCUCGAGGACAUGGAAUACACGCUGUCGAGGUUCAGGGAGUUGGUCACGAGCCUGCAGAGCGACCUGGAAGACAUGCGAGCGUCGCACGCCGUCACCGAGACGGAGUCGGAGCAGCUCAACAGCAGAUCGCGAGCCAUGAUGGACCUGAACAUGAAGCUCCAGAUCUCCGCCGCGAAGGCCCAAGUCAAGUCGAUCGACCUGGAGCUACGCCACUUGGAGGCCCAAGAGGCCGAGCAGCACCUAGAGAUUGUCAAGCUCUUCCUGCCAGAUAGCUAUGCCUCGGAUCGCGACUCGGUCCUGGCCCUGUUGAGAUUCAGGCGCCUUGCCUUCAAGGCAAACCUCCUCAACGGGUUCAUCAAGGAACGGGUAAACGGCCAGCCGCACCCAGGACACGAAGACGAUGUGUUCGCUGGAUGCGAUGUCAUCGACAAGCUUACCUGGGUUACGGCCAUGUGCGAUCGCUUCAUCAACGCCAUCAGCCACUGUUCGCUAGAGCAAUUCGCCAAGUACGAGGGUGCUCUGUACGAACUUGAGCCUGUCGAGAGAGCCCUGAAUGCAUGGAUUGACGGCCUAAGACGUGACGAGCUCAAGGAGAAGCAAUGCGCAAGCGACCUCCAGCGCACGAUGGCUCUUAUGACCCAUCUUGGCGAGGUCCAUAUCUCAAACGACCUUGAGAGUUACGCCGACGAUAUAUACAUGAAGGCCCUGCUCAUGCAAACACAUCUGGAAUCAGCGGCAGUCACAUUCACGGCUCUGAGGAAUAUGGUUCAGAGCGUUGUCCCGCUGAACGGCCAGGACGAUGAGCUUGCACAAUACUUCUCAAGAAAGGCCGACGCGGUAGUCAGCCAGACUCGGAGCGCCAAGGUUAUCGCCGGCAAGACCAUGAGGGCACUUGAGGAUCUGAAGAUCAGGUCCUUGUCGCUCUUGCCAGACACCAUGGAGCCGUUCGAGCAGGCCGAAUCAAUAGCACGGGAACUCGCCGACUUAGCGCGACAGAUAGGCCUCGACCUCCACCAGGUGCUUCACGAGGAAGGCAGGACCGAGCCAUACACGUAUCUUGAGAUCCAGUCCUGCGUCCACAAGACGGCCUCGAAUCUGAGCGGCUCCAGCGAGUCUGACUUGUUCUCGACCUAUCUAACUAAACUCCGGAUCUUGACAUCCCAGGUUUCCGACCUCGCAGCGCUCAGCUCGGACCUUGCUCAGACGCAAGAAUUCGAACGCAGCGCCGCCCCAUGGCUCCUCCGCAGCCAAGAACUGAAGGCCCUGAAGACGAUCCCCGUCGAUGCAGAAGAGGAAAUGCGCAACCUGAGGGAGGAGUACAACGAAGCGCGCCGUUCCAUAGGCCUGCAUGAGGAGAACCUCAGUGUGGCCCACCUCAAGAUCGAGACUCUCGAGUCACGCAUGCGCGACGCCAACGCGAAGACCUCGCGCAUCGUCCACCUUGAGGCCCAGAUCGAACAGGUCGGACAGCAGAUAGCGAGCCUGAAGGAUGACAUCGAGAAGCAAGACCGCGAACUCAAGGCCCUCGAGACGGAUCGAGACAAGUGGAAGAAGGUCGCCAGCGACAGCCGCCUCAUUGUCGGAGCCGGCGCCGGCGGCGAUGCGAGCGCAAAGCCCGGCCAGGAGCGCGCCGUGGCCACGGCGAGAGAGAUGGACUCCCUCAAGAGCGAGAUAACCAGCUUGCAGGCUGCCGUGCGGUACCUGCGCGAGGACAACCGGCGCGCAAGGAUGACGGAGCAGCACGGCUAUGACUGGCUUGCUGAACCUCUGACGAAACGGCCAUCCGCCGCCGAACGCAAGAAGGCACUGGUGGUCGCGGAGAGCAAAGACGCACUGGGCGAGCUGGUUAAGAUGGUUACGUCAGCCAAGUUCUAUGACCUCGCCACGCUCCCCAAGGACAAACUCGCAUGGAGGCCGGCCAAGAGCACACCGCAAUACCACGCAGCAAAGCAGAUGGAGGACUUUGCCGCCUGGAAGGGUUGGCAGGAUUCGGUGCUCAGGAAGUCGCAGAUGCUGAUGGGGAAGGGCAUGGGCCAGGCUAUUCACGCGGGCAAGGAGAACAAGGGCCCCAGGAGUGUCACCGCGAAGCUGCAGAUCAGGCUCCCAGACCAAGAUGGCAAGAUGAUCACGGGCAUGGGAAGGGAGGUCCAGAUUGUGGGCUCCGCAGAAUGGGAAGGUUUACAGGGGAGACUUGCGGCUGUAUGAUCGUUGUGGAUUGGUAUACCCCUUUACGCCGUAGCAGUGUAGAAUUUGCGUGAGAUAUGUGCGAAUAGAGUGCGAUUUCCGGGUCGUUGGAACCAACCCUUCCUCACAUUGUCUAUUCCUCUCGGGAGCGUGACUCCAAUA